Elephantulus edwardii (Cape elephant shrew) is the source of this 1909-nucleotide messenger RNA. Its product is annotated as glutamate dehydrogenase 1, mitochondrial-like. Gene Ontology annotation, molecular function: L-glutamate dehydrogenase (NAD+) activity. The transcript is spliced from 13 exons. The coding region runs from base 1 to 1662 and encodes 553 amino acids. Lineage: Eukaryota; Metazoa; Chordata; Mammalia; Macroscelidea; Macroscelididae. Gene Ontology annotation, biological process: L-glutamate catabolic process. The record is from RefSeq and is a predicted model, not a curated record. Gene Ontology annotation, cellular component: mitochondrion.
AUGUACCGCUGCCUAGGCGAAGUGCUGCUGCUGUCCCGGGCCGGACCGGCCGCCGCCGACGCGGCCACGCUGCUGGGCCGGGCCCGCGCUCAGCCCGCCGCCGCCCUGCUGCCCUGGCUUGCGCCCUGCUCCUGGCGCCGCUACAGCGAGGCAGCCGCCGACCGCGAGGACGACCCCAACUUCUUCAAGAUGGUGGAGGGCUUCUUCGACCGCGGCGCUAGCAUCGUGGAGGACAAGCUGGUGGAGGACCUGAGGACCCGGGAGAGCGAGGAGCAGAAGCGGAACCGGGUGCGCGGCAUCCUGCGGAUCAUCAAGCCCUGCAACCAUGUGCUGAGCCUGUCCUUCCCCAUCCGGCGCGACGACGGCUCCUGGGAAGUCAUCGAGGGCUACCGGGCCCAGCACAGCCAGCACCGCACGCCCUGCAAGGGAGGCAUCCGUUACAGCACUGAUGUGAGUGUGGAUGAAGUGAAAGCUCUGGCUUCUCUGAUGACAUACAAAUGUGCAGUGGUUGAUGUUCCAUUUGGGGGUGCUAAAGCUGGUGUGAAAAUCAACCCCAAGAAUUAUACUGAUAAUGAACUGGAAAAGAUUACAAGGAGGUUCACUAUGGAGCUUGCAAAGAAGGGCUUCAUUGGUCCUGGCAUUGAUGUGCCUGCCCCUGACAUGAGCACAGGUGAGCGGGAGAUGUCCUGGAUCGCUGACACCUAUGCCAGCACCAUUGGGCACUACGACAUUAAUGCACAUGCCUGUGUUACUGGUAAACCUAUCAGUCAAGGUGGUAUCCAUGGACGUAUCUCUGCUACUGGUCGUGGUGUUUUCCAUGGGAUUGAAAAUUUCAUCAAUGAAGCUUCGUACAUGAGCAUUUUGGGAAUGACACCAGGAUUUGGAGAUAAAACAUUUGUUGUUCAGGGGUUUGGUAAUGUGGGCCUGCACUCUAUGAGAUAUUUACAUCGCUUUGGUGCUAAAUGUGUUGGUGUUGGGGAAUCUGACGGGAGCAUAUGGAAUCCAGAUGGUAUUGACCCAAAAGAACUGGAAGACUUCAAAUUGCAACAUGGAUCAAUCCUGGGUUUCCCCAAGGCAAAACCCUAUGAAGGGAGCAUCUUGGAAGCAGAUUGUGACAUACUGAUCCCAGCGGCCAGUGAGAAGCAGUUGACCAAAUCCAAUGCACCCAGGGUCAAAGCCAAGAUCAUUGCUGAAGGUGCCAACGGACCGACAACUCCAGAAGCUGAUAAGAUUUUUCUGGAGAGGAACAUCAUGGUGAUUCCAGAUCUGUACUUGAAUGCGGGAGGAGUGACAGUCUCUUACUUUGAAUGGUUGAAGAAUCUCAACCAUGUCAGCUAUGGCCGUCUGACCUUCAAAUAUGAAAGGGACUCUAACUACCACCUGCUCAUGUCUGUUCAAGAGAGUUUAGAAAGAAAAUUUGGAAAACAUGGUGGAACUAUUCCCGUUGUGCCCACAGCAGAGUUCCAAGACAGAAUAUCGGGUGCAUCUGAGAAAGACAUUGUGCACUCUGGAUUAGCUUACACCAUGGAGCGUUCUGCCAGGCAAAUCAUGCGCACAGCCAUGAAGUAUAACCUGGGGUUGGACCUGAGAACUGCUGCCUAUGUCAAUGCCAUUGAGAAAGUCUUCAAGGUGUACAACGAAGCUGGUGUGACCUUCACAUAAAUGCAUCGUAACUGGCUUCUCCACUCUCCUCCUCACCUGUAACUUUCCGCAGACUUAUCACAGUUUACAUGUAACCGCAGGAAUCUCUUUUCUCUCAUGACUUACUAGCUAAUAAACACCAUUCUCAACAAGUCAGUCCAAAUUAGCCCUGUAAAAAGAAGUCAAGUUUGGGUGAUCAUGUGCAAGUUCUCGUAUAUGAAAGUAGAAAUAGCCCGUGUCUGAGCAUCAUUUCUGGUAUUUUGCCUUU